AGUUGUUAGGAAGUCUUUCACUUUUAGCAUUUUCUCUCCUUCACACGACACCAACGUCAACGUACGAAAUAAAAUAAGUAAACUCUGUCUCGGGGUGUGUUUACUCCAAAAUACAAAGCUUUGGGUAAAGAAAACAAAUAACACAAAAGUCUAGGGGUUGCAGAAGAAAACAUUUGGAAAGUUGCACAUUAGGGAUCAGGGAACGGAGGUUUCACCGCCGGGUGGUGAGCAAUCGUAAGAUGCCAAGGCGAGAGGAAAAGCGACGAAAGUUACACGAAGCUCUUCUUGAAACACUGUAUCCUCCUUCAUCGCCUUCGUCUCCUUCCUCUUCUCCGUCUCCGGUUGGGUUUGAUGACGAACCGUUCGAUGUAACACUCAUAAACCCAGAGGAUUACGUGAAGAUCGAUUCAUCAAAUCACGGCGACGACGAUGAAAACGGAGACGAGUCAGAGACUAAACCGAGUCGAGCGCAGAGGAAGAGGAUAAGAAUGAAGAUGCUCAAAGAGGAAGCUGCUCGACGGAGGAAAGUCAUCGGACCUCUGCUUCCGACGGAAAUGAUUGAGACGCGUGAAGACAGCAACGGUGGAGAAGAGGCGAGUUGCGUGCAACCUGCUCGACUAAAUGCCUCAGAGAAAGAAGAGAAAGUGAGCUUUGAGGGAAAUGAUAAGACGAAAAGAGUCAAGAAGAGGAGAGAGGCAAAGAAACUUGCCAAAGAGAGUUCUAACCCAACUCAUAUCCAGGAUCCAACCUCUGAAACUUCUUGAUUAGAGUGAAAAAUAUAAACGGGAUCCUUAUGUAAUUUCAUCAAAAACACAAGGGUAAUUACGUUUAGCCCUUAACAGAGUUGCUUCAAAUUACAUUGAAUUGGCCAUCGCA
This is a messenger RNA of Brassica rapa (field mustard), 876 nucleotides long. RefSeq lists its product as uncharacterized. The record is from RefSeq and is a predicted model, not a curated record. NCBI's taxonomy places the organism in Eukaryota, Viridiplantae, Streptophyta, Magnoliopsida, Brassicales, Brassicaceae.